Molecule: messenger RNA, 2690 nt
Organism: Scatophagus argus
Lineage: Eukaryota; Metazoa; Chordata; Actinopteri; Scatophagidae
Gene: tbc1d7
Product: TBC1 domain family, member 7
Exons: 8
Coding region: 244-1128 (294 amino acids)
Biological process (GO): activation of GTPase activity; negative regulation of TOR signaling
Molecular function (GO): GTPase activator activity
Source: RefSeq, a predicted model, not a curated record
ACCAAAGUGUCACUUAACGGGGUGUUCUUGUUGUUGCUGUUAACAUGACAAACGCUUCGCACUUGUAGCUAACAUUCACGUUAGCUUGAUAGAUUAAGUUAAUUAGUUAGUUAACCAAGUUAGCUUAAAGCUGUUCGGUCGAGUGAACCCACAGCAUCUGUCCGUGAAACGCACCGGUGCAAGCUAAUGCAGCCCAAACGUCACACUGAAGGUUUUUGUGUAGUUCACUGACCAGCUCAAAGGAUGGCUGACGACCCUCAGAGAAAUUUCCGCUCUGCAUAUUAUGAGAAAGUGGGCUUCAGAGGAGUGGAGGAGAAGAAAUCGCUGGAAAUACUGCUCAAGGAUAAUCCUCUGGAUCUGGAAAAGCUGAGCACCUUCAGUCAGAGGUUCCCCCUGCCCUCCAUGUACAGGAUCCACGUGUGGAAGGUGUUGCUGGGCAUCCUUCCUCCUCACAGUGACUCUCACGCUCUGGUUGGAGGCUACAGGAAGGGGCAGUAUGAGGACAUCCUGGAAGCUCUGGAAGUGAUGAGAUACAUCAACUCCUCCACACCCUCCACCCACAUCUACCUGCGCAUGUUCCAGCUGGAGAGCCAGGUGCUCCCGCGGUGCUCUGAGAUCUCCGCCCCGGAUGAAGAGAACGAGGACUUCCUCUCCAUCAGUCGAGCCAUGGAGGAGAUCGUAGACGAUCCCGUCGACUGCUACUGGUUGAUCAAGUGUUUUGUCAAUCAGUUCCAUACAAAGUUCGGAGACUCGGUUCCUCACCUGCCAAAGAGCCUGGAGCAUUAUCUGAGUCAAGAGGAACCUCGACUGCUGAACCACCUGAAGAGCAGCGGCGCUCUGCCUCAGCUGCCCUACAGCCUCUGGUUCAGACGCUGUUUCGCCGGCUGCCUGCCUGAAUCCAGCCUGCAGAGGGUGUGGGACAAAGUGAUCAGCGGCUCCUGUAAGAUCCUGGUGUUUGUGGCCCUGGAGAUCCUGCUCAGCUACAAGAUCGUGUUGAUGGGUAUCAGCCGUCCUGAAGGCGUGGUCAUGUUCCUGUGCCAUAUACCACAGGAGAACACAGACGCCAUUGUGACCAAAGCCAUCGACUUGUGGCACAAAUACUGCGGCACGCCAAUGCACGCUGUGUAGCCACACGGAGCUCCACACACCUCCACGCACCUCAGAGGUCUGGGCCCAGAGCUGAGCUGCUUUCCCAGGAUGCACCUGGACACGCUCUAAACUCCACUGAGAGACUGACAGACUGUGGCGUUCGCUGUCAGUGGGGAUUCGUCUCUGCAUGACUGACCUGAAAACUCAUCACAGACUACUCUGUGAAUAAGCCCGCGGAGUUGAGUCCCGGCUGAUAAACCAGACGUGGAAAGGACUUGAAGACACGAACACUGGGAACCGCUGCCACAGACCUUCAGGCUGAUCAGUGGGACGCCACAAAGAAGGCAAGGAAGCACAAACUUAUUUUUUAAUAAGUUUCUUUCUUUAAGAAACUGCAUACAUCAUAGAAGACUCACAAUAAAUUAAUACUCACAUGCAGUUUUUCUGCUUUACAAAAAACCUUUGAAAAGUCUCACUUACUUUCUUUGCUAUGUACAAGUCUUAGAAUUCUGAGAGUAUUUUUUUCCCCCCAAAACAUUUUUCAACAGUAAUAUUACUGAUGCUUGUGCACACACACACACACACACACACACACACACACACACUCAGACACACUCGCACUCAACCAGUUCACCCAGUAAUUUGGUCAAAACUGCCAAUUCAUGAGGCUAAUACGGACUGUAAACAAUAAAAAACAGAAACUAAGGUGGCAGGGUUUUCAUUUUUUGUACCGCUGAAGGUUCAUCUCGGACAAUAAAAAAUGAAAUAGAAAAAACGUUCGACUUUCAGCAGAGAGUUCGGCAACUUUAACGUGUCCACAGAUAAUAUUCUGCAUCAAGUGAAACAAGUAAAUUUGGCAACUUCUAAAUUCCUGUAAACAAUCCUGUAGGCACAGUGACACAAUGAGUUACUGAACUCUCAGUCACUCUGGGAUGCAUUCAAGAUCCACAGCAAGUCAAGUUGCUUUGGUUUAAAAUGGGGAUCUGAAGUCUGAACAGUUUUGAAUGCAGCCCAUAAACAGAAAAGAAUCUGAAAUUAUUGCUCAGUUGAUUGGUUUGUAUGUGUUAGAAGAUCCUCAGUGUUUACUGUUGGUAGCUUGCAGAGAACAUUUUGGGCUUUUCAGGAUUUUGGGACAUUUGGUUUAAGAUUCAGCUGCCUACAACAGCAUAAGCUGCUGUAAAUAUUUUAAUUCCUCCGGCAGAACGAGAUAAACGAUGACUGAGAUGUCAUCUGUGGAAUAAAACUGCCAACACGUGCGCCCCAAUGAAACAUUAAGUCCAGCUGAGAGUGAGAACCCCGUUAAAGUCUGAAACAAAAAAGUCCCAUCUUCACUUCCUGCCGUUCUCAUCCUCAAACUUGGCACAGAUUCUGUUUGACCUCCUUUUCAAAGUCCUGCAAAGUAAACAAAUCACCACCUGUUCAUCAUAAAAAAAUGACAAAUAAAAGCUUUUGAAUAUCAAGAAAGCUUCAAGAUCUCCACUGAGUGGAAACGCCAAUUUAGUCCAUCUGUCCUUCUGAAAGCGUGAUGGCUGCAGCCCACAGCUUGUGUUCGUGUCCAGCCUGUCAGUGUGACGCCGGAGAGGGGAGCAGGAAGCAGUCUG